Molecule: messenger RNA, 375 nt
Organism: Lathyrus sativus (Indian pea)
Lineage: Eukaryota; Viridiplantae; Streptophyta; Magnoliopsida; Fabales; Fabaceae
Source: the annotation of a GenBank genome assembly
AUGGCUAGAAUCAAGGUGUAUGAACUCAGGCAAAAAACGAAAGUAGAUCUUCUGAACCAGUUGAAGGAUCUGAAAGCAGAACUUGCUCUUCUCCGCGUCGCUAAGGUCACCGGUGGAGCCCCAAACAAGCUCUCCAAAAUAAAAGUUGUUCGGCUUUCAAUAGCUCAGGUUUUGACUGUGAUUUCACAGAAGCAAAAGUCGGCAUUGAGGGAAGCUUAUAAGAAGAAGAAAUACCUGCCUUUGGAUUUGCGUCCGAAGAAGACAAGAGCUAUUAGAAGACGUCUCACCAAGAAUCAGCAAUCUUUGAAGACAGAGCGUGAGAAGAAGAAAGAAAUCUAUUUCCCGUUGAGGAAAUAUGCAAUUAAGGAAAUGUAA